Messenger RNA from Capra hircus (goat), 11752 nucleotides. It is a transcript of the gene TASOR2, whose product is annotated as family with sequence similarity 208 member B. Gene Ontology annotation, cellular component: nucleoplasm. The record is from RefSeq and is a predicted model, not a curated record. NCBI's taxonomy places the organism in Eukaryota, Metazoa, Chordata, Mammalia, Artiodactyla, Bovidae. The transcript has 25 exons. Gene Ontology annotation, biological process: negative regulation of gene expression, epigenetic. The coding region runs from base 674 to 8677 and encodes 2667 amino acids.
UUUUACUUCCGGGUUCCAGCGUCCGUCACUGGGAAAGUCGACAUGUUCCCUUAGGGAGUGGGGCGCCUCGGGGUCCGUGCCUUCUUUUGACCCUCUGGGGGCAGGGACGACGCUUGGCUGACCAGCGCCGAGGAGCCUGCGGGCUCCAGACCCGGACAGCCCGGACAGCGUCCCUCCCGCCGGCGCGUCGCGGCCGCCCCGCGACGCCCGGGCGGCGCUCCUGACAGGGGCGGAGAAGCAGAACGGGCUACGACGUGGAGAGUCCCGCGCGCAGCUGACGAGCCUUUGCUGACGCGGGCCGCGUGGAAACCGGGAGGAGGGGAGUCCCGGCCAGGGGCGGCGGACGGCUCCCCAGCCGAGAAGGCGGCCCGAGCCCUGCUCGGUCUCAGGGUCCGACGGGAUCUGCCACGCGUGGCCGGGAGGGGAGGCAACGCGCGUGGAGGCGCGGACAGCAUCUCAGCAUGAGGAGGAAACUGAACUCUGAAGUCAGGUCCGCCAGGGCGGCGGCGGCGCAGAGAACAGUUUCCCCAACAGACUGCAUUGCCACUGGUGGAUUUUUGUUAAUCUGAAUAGUGAAAAGUGAACUUGACAAUAAAACUCGGAAACUGGUCUUUGGAGAGGAGUAGGACUGCAACUACUCUUUCCGUUUUUUCAUCAUAAUUGGUUUAUUCAGAUGUUUCUUCCAUUUAGACCAAUCAUUUAUGACAUUAACAGAGAACAGGAGUAUGUCAAGAAUUCUGGGGGUAUACUUGCUGAAAAUGAAUUAAGACCACCCUCCCAGCUGCAUCCCCUCUUAGAGAAGACUGAGACAGGGUUCAUAUCAGAAAAGAUUUUUGAAACAGUAUCCUUGAGUUCAGACUCUCUCUUCCAGAGGACAGUUUCAAUUCUCCAUACUUCUUACUUGGACUCUGCAUCUGAGCAUGGUUUUCAGUACAGUGAAGUGACUUUGGUGAAAAAUGACAUUUUCUUAAAUGAGUACAAAGCUUUUUACCAAGAAAAAAAAGCAAGUAACUAUACUCACGAAGAACUUCAAGAAACUUACGGGUUUCUUCUGUUUGAAACUGAAAAUCAGGCGAAGUUGGUAUGUCAGCAUGGACUCUGUGUGGGCAGCAGUGCUAUCACCACUCUGGGAGACCCAGCGAAAGGUGUGUACAUUUCCAAAUACUCAGACUAUCUUCACGCAAGACCUUGGUAUCAUGGGAAGUCUGGUUAUGUUGUAAUUUUUAAUCUAAUUAAGGGAAAAGUCAAGUUUGUGUCUGAGAAUUAUACAGCUAACUAUACUAGCCCAUCUUCUGGCUAUGAUUGCCAUGUGGCUGCAAAUAUUAACAAGAUUUCUCACAAGACAAGUCAUUUUCGCACCUUUGAACUGAGUCAGUAUUACCUCUAUGAACUUUCAGGCAGCACUGUUACUGAGCGACCCAGACAGAUCUGUCCUUACCUGAUUGUAGCUUUUCAGUACAGGGAACCUAAAAAGAUGGCAGCACCAGCCCAUGAUCAUAAAAGCAUACUUGAACUCAAAGAAAAUGUUCUCAUCUCUCCAUGGAAAGGGAAAUUAAUUAUACAAGGCUGUCUGCUGUGCGAUAUAGCUCUUUGGUCUUCCUAUGGUACAGUGGUUCCAAAACAACUACCACAUGAACUAGAUUUUAAGUAUGUAAUGAAAGUGUCAUCUUUGAAAGAGAGACUACCAGAAGCUGCUUUUAAAAAACAGAAUUACAUGGAGCACAAAGGUCUGUUCAGAUGUCAUGUCUGUUGCCAAGACAUGUGCUUCAGUAUGUAUGAGGUGGAACUCUCAAACAAACAGGGGGAGAAAGUAGAUAAACUAAUAGAAUACAUUAAAAGGGAACAGUUGGCAAUCAUCAAAUGCUUAGAAGAUCGAGAAUUUUUCAUUUUACUUACGUCAUCAGCCUUAAUGUCUGAAACAGGUUUUAGAGAGGAGCAGACAGGUCUACACGGGUUACAUUUAUUCCACUCACCUCCGUCAGCAGCAGGUCUGACAGACUUGAAAGUUGAAGACGACAUCUCAUUGAAGGUGGUGCCUGUUUUGCCUGCCCUCAAUUGUGCCCUGCUAGAAGCAAAGAAAUCAUUUUCUGAAAAAGGAAUCUCUCUAAACACAUUAGUAAAGCAUAAUUUCCAAGACUUGUCCAAGGUGAACAAAAGCCCUCCAGUGACUGCUGCUUCCCAGGACGGAUUUAAAGAAACUGGCUUCUCUGGCCAAGUGUCCAGUGGUUUUGACUUGACUCCUCCAGCUGAAAAGUGCCCUUUACAGUCUUUAACUCAGCUGAAGUCUUACUUUUCAGAUGCGAGCGGGUACAUUUUGGGAGUGUCUACUGUGUUAGGUCUAUUGGCAGAGCGUCCUCAGUCUCCUUGUAUUUCAGAUGGGAUAUGCGAUGCAGGCUUUUCUUUAGUGAUGACUCCAGAUCCUGAAUUUCGCGACUCAGAGGCAGAAGGAAGAAAAGAUACAGAAACUGGAAAUAACUCUGAAGAUGUGUUUCAAGCAAGACAGGGAGCUCUGGUCCCACUGAGCCUAGCGCCAAAUCUGAGAGUGCAGCCCAAGAGAAAGGCAAGCACGCUGCCCAUGGUACAGAGUAAAAGGGUGAGCUUGUACCGACCCUUCCCCAAAAGGACUCCUGCUGGAGAAAGCAAGGGUCCCGCCUCUACCACAACUCUCAAGCUAGUCAAAGGACAGUUUCCUCAGAGGAGAAAAAGAGGUGCUGAGGUGCUGACUGCACAGUUUGUACAGAUAACCAAACUGGAUAGGAAACCCCAAGAAGCUCCUAGUUCUAAAGAUGUUCCAGUGGCAACGAAUGCUAAAAGGGCAAGGAGACGAGCGGCCUCUCCAGACACACCUGUUCCAACCGCUAAGCCACCCAUGAAGAGAUCUCCACAAAAACAGAGGGUAAAUAUAGUAAAAGGCAAUCAGAAUCCAAGACUCAGAAAACAGCCACAACCUGCCAAAGGAGAAACUGCUUUACAGCUUCAAUCAGAAAUUUCCAGUGGUCAAGAUGUUAUUAGUAUAAAUACAGCCCAACCAGAACAUGUCACGGUGGCCCCAAAAGCCCCGACUGAAACUUCCGUUGUCGGCUGUGACUCGCAGGCCCUUAACAUGCUGGCCGACCUGGCUCUGAGUGCUGCUACCUCCAGCACACCAUCCCCCGAGCCCAGAAACCUCCCCUGCUCCCUGGAGCCGCCGCAAAACAGUGUUCCACUUUCUAAAGAACAGCCUUUGUGUGGGACAUCAGACCACGAAUACCACAGAGGAGUUAAAAGUCAAAGAGGUGGGCCGUUACCCAAGCCAUCCUCUGACCAGAGUAGUCCAUCAUCAGACCCCACAGUCAGCCCAGAGGAAGAGAGCAUGGGUCCUGGCAGUUGGGCCCCUGCAGAAGCCCAGCCAGCACUUCCCAAGGAGACCCACGAGAGUUCCGAUGCAAGCCAGAGCUCUUUUGUGGCUGCGGAGCAUUCCUACGCCCUGCUCCUCGCGGAACACUCAAAGAGGGGGAGCCCAGGCCUGGCCUUUGCCAAGAGCAGCACCAAAGGCUCUGACAUCGGGACCCCUGUGGGGAAGGUGAUACCCUUCCUGCGCCAGAACUUGACGUCCCCGCUACAGAAGCUGUCCAUGGCCCUGGCCUUCAGGCACAGGGCCAGGUUGCUGUCCACUGGCCCGCAUGACUUCCGCUGCUCCUCACACACCGUGUUCUGCUGUGACGGCUCCUUUAAGGUCAUGUUCACAUGCGAAGCAGAUUACUCUUUCAGCUUAGACAGCAAGUACACCAACAACCCGCUGGAGAAGACUGUGGUCAGAGCACUGCAUGGGCCCUGGAAUACUGAUUUACCGGAUAACGUGGAAGAGGUGAAGCUUCUGCUGCAUAUGUGGGUGGCUCUGUUUUAUAGCAGACAGAACAAAGUUGUGCGGUCGUCCCGGAAAGUCGUAGAACACAGCAACCCAGCAAAAUACGUGUCCAUAAAUAGCACACUAGAGUCAUUUGAGUUUGGUGAAAUCGAGGAGCCCUCCGGAGUAGAGAGGUACUCCGUAGACCCUCUGCUGGAGGCCAGUGAGGCUCCCAGAGCCCAUGCAGCUGAGGUGUCCUGCCCUGGCGCCGACCCCCUGCGUCCUUUCACAAAGUCUCCUCCUGUGAGAGGCCUGGAGCUCUGGGUACAGAAUGAACAGAAAGAAAUGUUUGCAACAGUGGGUCACCAGGAAAGCCCAGAAAGCCAGAAUUUCAUCUGUUAUAAUAAUGAGAUAAUUAGGGGGAAAGCUGAACAAGAGUCAUCAGGUAAACUGGAGACUUCUGAUCUUGUGCUUCCUAGCAUUGGAAGAACUCAAGCUAAUGGACCUUCUAUUCCUGGUGAAGAUGAAACCUUUGAGCCUCUUGAUAACACACAAGUGACCUCUUAUAAUGAUACUGCCCCACAAACCACAUUUGCCAAGACUUAUGAUGAGAUCAACAGUCCAUCAAUGAUUUGCCAGAAGUCUGUGUACAGCACCCUUGAGAGCAAAGUUGAUAUUUUUCAUGCACAAAAGGAAACAGAAGCAGAUGCUCUGCAGGGCCUUACCCAGUGUAGCAGCCCCAUAAACAAAGAAUGUCAGCCAUUGUUGGAGGGGAAGGGUGAUACGGGGUACGUGAUGAUUAAUCUGGAACCAGUUACACUCACUUUGGAAAAAAGUGCCUACAUGCCAGUACAGACAGAAGCUGUCAACAGAGCUGACAAACCUUCAGCCUUUAACAUGGAGUUGACUAAACAGGUGUCACCUGCUGCAAGUCUUAGACAUCCUGUAUCCACAUUUGAAAAGUCACAGAUGCAGGGCCUUGGGGAAGACCCCUCGCUGGCAGUGUCAGGACAAAAGGGCACUCAGUACCUCCAUGCCUCCUCAGUGCAUAGAGAGACACUUGCUGAAGAAACAUAUUCCUUACAGAAGGGACAGGCUGUGACAGGCUCACCUUCACCAUCUGAUAAUCCCAUGGUAAUAGAAGCAUUACCAUUGGCUAAAAGUUCAAAUUACUUGUUACCCAGAGAAGAAAUGAAACUCUCUCAAGAAUUCCUUCUCCCAACACAGAAUCUCUUGAGCAUCUCUUCGGAAGAAAUAAUAGAGCCGUCCCAGGUGGAAGUAGUCCCAUCGUCAGCCUCUGCCCCCUUGGGAAAAAAGGAUUCCCUUGACUGCAUCGCAUCAGUAAGGAAUACUCUGUGUGGCUCUUCAGAACUAAAGAAGGACAAGAGUGGUCUGAACAGUGAAAAUAUUAGUUUUCAAUCAUUUAAUUCCACAUUUACCAAAGAAGCAGGCCUGUCUGUGAAUAGAGAGGAGGUCAGCCUCAAGGUAUCAGAGGAGGAUUCCAACCUUGACCUCACUCUCACCCUAUCACCACCCAUGAGUCUUAGGGAAGAAGCGCCCACUGGUGAAGUGGAGCAACCGCAGGAGGCCCCGCUUCCCUGCGUAGACCUUCAGGAGAUGGCAGAGGAAAUACUCAUGUCCAAAGAGGUUCCUUUCGUAGAAAACAGAGACAUGAACUCUGCUGCUAACACGUCUGUGAAACCAGCAGAAAACAAAGAGGGAAAAAGUGAUCAUUUACAGACAGUGGCUUUCAUACUUUCUAAAGAAACGUGUACCCUGCAGGUUGCGGAGGAAGUUCACCUUGCCUCUGACUUCCCAUUCGGUUCCUUGAUUGAAGAAGUGUCACCUGCUUCCAGCCCUGGCCCCCAGGCACCAGUGGAAGAAGCACCACCAGCUCAGGCCACAUCUCCACGUGGUCUGAAACACUGUGACGCACUUGGUGAGAAAAGCACCAGGCUCUGUGAGGUUGAGUCAGGAGAUUUGGCCAAAACAGAAAAGGAAAGUUCUCUUGUUACUGCCACCCAUCCAGUGGAACAAGAUAAUUCAGCUCAGGUACAGCAGAUGCAGCUUUCUGCUGAAACACCUCUACAAUUACAGAACCACGCAGGAAGAAAAGGUAGAUUCUUAAUCCUUCCUGGUGACAUCACUGAGGAAACUGGCCCAAGUAAAUGUGGGGAGGGCUUCUCUCUCUCAGGAAAGGGGCCAGAUUGCGAUGCCACGGUAACCCAGCCUGCCUGCGGUGUCACGUACGGAGAUUCUCUUGAAAACCUGGUAUCAUCAGGAUACCCACUGCAGCCCACGGGUGUGGAGACCUGCAGCCCCCACUCACAUCAUCGUGUCCUGGAGACCAGUGAGCCUUUCAGUCCUGCAGAGAUCCCUGAAAACAAGUCUUCUGCUGACAUGUUUGUUUCUACAGCCACACCAGGUGCUGUGGUGACCAGCACUCAGAGCCUUCCUGAAGAUGUUUUGAGCAGUAAUGUGAAAACACAGGAAUGCUGUUACAUCCUGGUUAAGUCCUUGCGCUCCGACCCAGUUGCUGGAGCUGAGGGUGUGCAGACCCACGGGCAGCCAGAGCUCCCCAAGCCUGCACUCCCCUCAGGCAGGGCUACCACAGCAAACAGCACAGGCCCCAGCGACACAGGGACAGGGUUCCCGACACAGGAAGUCCCGGUUGUCAGAAUGACCCACCUGCUCGACAGUGAGGAUAGUGGAGCCGAGUUACAGGGAAGAGCCGUGGAUCCAGGACGUGCUGGCCCCCAGCUGCUCACCACCUCUCCACAAGGCAGACAUGAGUCAGCCUGUCUGCUGCAGGAGGGGUCGCCGUGUGCAGUAUGGGAUCUGCUCCAUGGCGGACUUCUCCCCACGUACCUGCAGGCUGAUGCUCACCCAGGUACUGCAGCCCACGGCGAGAGUGCCAGUCCAGAGCCCUCUGUGUCCUUUGCUCCCCGAUCUGGUGCACCUCCUGUUGGUGGGGUCUCUGAAGAGCAGCUGCAAGGUGUGAGUGCGGGCGAAGCAGGCACAGGCGGAGGCAUGGGUGUGGGCGUGACCUCUGACAUCUACUAUGAACCCCUUUCUGGAGACUCAGAUCAGGACUCUCUGGGUGAGUGUGGACACCCCAGAUACAACACAGAAGAGUCCCGUGCUUCACAAUAUGGCCACACCGGGAAAAGAGAAGGUGCAUCCAAAGAUGGUUACGAUGCUUUCCUGAGCCUGAACACCAGUGAUGACCAUGACUGGGGCUACGCGAGCCAGGUUCCAGGGCUGGAGACCAGCGUUCCUCCCAGAAGUUGGCUGGGUGGACUGAAGAAGGAAGCUACGUGUGUGCCCUGUUACGUCCAAAUCCGAGAUGUCUGUGGGGUCCCCAGGAGCUACGCCAACUUCACAGUGACCAGAGAGCUCAGAGACACACCAAGAACCCUGCACGGCUUGAGGCGGCGCCCCAGCAGCACGGUCCCAUGUGGCUUGCUCAGCUCCUGGGUGGACACCUGGCAGGGAACAGAUGACCUCACCCAGAACACUUUAGACCUGGAGCACCUGCGUUUUGCACACAAACUGAAACAAAUUGUGAAGAUGGGAGCCGCUCGGCAUUCUGCCCUUUCGCCCGGUGCCUUUCCAAAGGAGCCUCCACCCCAGGUCACCACCGGGGCUUUUCCUGGGACCCCAAUGCCCACAUGCCCGGGGCUGCCUGCCACCUCCCGAAGCAGGAGUCCUCUUGUGGUGACAGUCGUGCAUCAGAUGCCCAACCAUGUGGACCGCUCCUCCUCCUGGAAGAAGGGGUGUGGCCAUGGUAGAAAUCACCUCACAAACUCAGACCAGAAUCAGACCGCCUCCUUCCACCUCCACAAGCUGAAAUACAACAGUACAUUGAAAGACUCGCGCAACGACAUUGCUGUCAUUCUCAGUGAGUAUGCCGAGUUCAACAAGGUGAUGCUGAGCAGCCGCCAGUUGGUCCAGGACACGGAGCCACCUGUGGCUUUGGGAGCGGCCAUGCCCAGUGAACUGUGUGUCUGCAGCCCACAGCCCGCCUCCUACGAGGACCUGGUGGCCGACCUGUGCUCCAGCCUGCGCGUUAAGCUGGAGCGAGUGGUCAGGGAGGCGUGUUCCAGCACCUUCCUCUUCCACCUCGUAGAGACUGAAGACAAGUCCUUCUUUGUAAGAACAAAGAAUAUCCUGAGGAAAGGAGGCCACACAGAAAUCGAACCUCAGCAUUUCUGUCAAGUAUUUCACAGAGAGAAAGGUGCACUCUUAGUCAUCAUCAGAAAUGAAGAUAUAGCAUCCCACCUGCAUCAGAUCCCUUCUCUGCUGAAGCUGAAGCACUUUCCCAGGGUCGUCUUUGCUGGAGUUGACAGCCCUGAAGACGUCCUCAAUGACACCUACCAAGAGCUUUUUCAGACAGGAGGCUUUGUGGUAUCAGAUGACAAACUACUAGAGACUUUAACAUUAGUUCAACUGAAGGAAAUUGUCAAAAUCCUAGAGAAACUAAAUGGAAAUGGAAGAUGGAAGUGGUUGCUUCACUACAGGGAAAAUAAAAAGCUAAAGGAAGAUGUGAGAGUGGAUUCAAUUGCACAUAAAAAGAACUUAAUAUUGAAAUCGUAUCAGAGUGCAAACAUCAUUGAGCUGCUUCACUAUCACCAGUGUGACUCUCGACCAUCAACCAAAACUGAGCAUCUGAAAUGUCUGGUGAACCUGCAGGUUCAGCACAUCCACGCCAGGUUUGCCGUCUUCCUGACAGAAAAGCCUGUGGUCUCCAGAGAAGUCUUUGAAAAUAGUGGCAUCCUUGUGACAGAUGUAAAUGACUUUAUUGAAAAUAUACAGAAAGUAGCAGCUCCAUUUCGGAGUAGCUACUGGUAAGAACACUUCCCAAACACUCCCAUGUGACCUGGAAUUGACAGGGGUACAUACCGACAUCUGUGUCUAUGAGAAACCAGUUGCUCAGAAAUUGUUUUGUAUGUUACACAUCAUGCUAUAGAUUUAAAGUGUUUAUUUAGGGGUGGAAUUGCUGCUGGUUUGGCAUAAAGGGGACUUUAUCAAGUAUCAUUAAUGAAUAACUACUUUCUGAAUGAUAAACGUUUUCACUUGCAGAGAGAAGACAAUGUCACCUAGACUCCUGGGUAUUUUCCCCAGUAGAUAUCAUCCUACUUACACAACAGUUCUUGGUUAUUUUGUUUUGAAGACAGAAUUAUCAAUUUUGUACUUAUCCAGGUGGCUCAACUGCAGCUUACCUAGAACAUCGACGAUGCCAACAAUAAAUGAGUAUUUUCCCUUUUCUUUGAAAAUCUUUGAGAUCUCAAAUCAGUGUUUUGCAACCUGGGGAAAUGUUUUCCUUCAUGUUUUACACAUUGCCAGAAUGACUUUGUUCACAGCAGCACUGUACUUAUUCAUUAGCUUUGGACUGCAGUGUUCAAUAUUUUCAUUUUGAACAGAAUGUUUUCAGAGCUAUUAAUUGAACUUAAUAUUAAAAAUAAGAAUUUUACAAGUAUACUGAAUUGUAGCAAAAAGUACACCUAUUUUAACCAGUAGCUCUGUUUUUGCAUGUUAGGGUCAAAAAUGCAUCUGUAAUGCAUGUGACAGUCUGUUUUAAAGGUUUUACCACAUAGAAUCUUAAGUGGUUAUACUUCCUGUUAUUUAUGCUACACUACAUGAAAUUAGUUUUUUCCUAAAUGGUACAAAUUUAUGAACCGUCAUUUUUCACUUACUCAGUUUAUGUAAAUACUGCACUACAAAAUCAGUCCUGAGGAAGAAAUAAUCAUUUAUUUAUGUUAAAAAUAAUUUCUACAAUAAUCUUUAAAACUCAAAACCAAGCAAAAAACAUUUGUAUGAUACAUAGUAUCUAUUUGGAACAAAGAUUUUUGUAACUAAUUUUUUUUUUUAAUAAAGACAACUAAAAAUCAUUCAACUGCUUCUGCAACGACUUUAUGGUAAAAAUUAAAUGUGUUAGGGGAAGAUUUAUAGCGGUUUAAAUUUUUCAGGCCACUUAGCAUAAGCGCUUCCAGAGAAAUGCUCCCACUUACCUCACUGUAGCCUCACUCCUUUGGCCUCAUCCUCACAGACCUGCCUGGUGCUCCCCUAUCCCAGGUGUAGCUGGCCAGAGCAGCAGGGGACAGCUCAGGACCGCGCCCCACCCCCAGGCCUGGCCUUCUUGGGGUCACACUAGGCCUGUCCCUCAGGAAGACAUUUACCUGCUUCAUAUCCUGCCCCUACUGAACCCAACGUGCUAAUAAAUUCACUUGUCUUCCUAGGAGGAGGAAUAGAGUUUACCCUAGCCCUUACUUAGAAAACCAACCAGUUAAUUUUUACCCCAGGAACAAGAACCUAGUAAGAGAACCAUAGCUGAAUUAGGCACCCUGAAUUAAUCAGAAAUCACUACAGAAAAGGAGAGCACGUGGCUGACACACCUGCCACCUGCCCAGCGUGGCACCUGCCCUGCCACCUCCUCUGCUGAAGACGGAGACUGGCCCGCAGGCGCCUGCCAGGCCAUCUGUCCUGUGACUGAGGGCUGAGCCACGCCGAGAGGGUGGGCACACUAGGCUGAGCUGCAGUACAGACUCUGCCCUCGGCAACCCUGUACCCACUGGCCUGGCACCGACAUAUUAUUGUUCAAUAAAUAUGCUGAAAUGCAGAACACGAAGACACGCUGGUGCUCUCUUGUCACUAGGCCAGCAGGCACCUCUGCUGCAUUAACAGUUCGGUGUGAAUUACUGUGUGACAAGGGGGUGGCCUGUGGGAAUUUUAGAUAACUCUCUUUAGAAAGGGCAGAGGUUUCAACUGGGAUGAUCGGGUAUGUCAUCCAGGGAGGUGCAUACCAUGUGCAGGACAAGCCCCCCAAAAGUGGGCAGUAUGAGACUGAUCUAAAGUAACCACCUGGGUAAUAUAAGUUGUUAUUACCCUAAAUCCUUUAACAGAGCAGAGCACCUACCUUAGUCUAUGUCCUUCAGACUCAUCUGUAAGAAUCAACACUCAGACCGAGAGAAUAGUCACAAUGUCCUCAUUCCUCUGAUGUAGUAACAGCAUAAAGUGAGGCUUGAACUAUCCAGGGGAAAGGGGGUACCAUUAAAACUAUGUGCAGCUAUAAUCUGAAAUAAAUGGAAAUAUUAAAGCACCUACUCCACUUGGCAGGGUCCUCUACUCUCUCAUGACAACAGUCUUUCUAAACCACUACUUGGGAUUCCUAGGAGGGUCUAAUAAACAUUGUGUCAGGACGUAAUUCAGGGUCUACUCACAGUGCAGCCUGAUGGUGGUGCUCCACCGUCCACGAGGGGUCUUCAGCGCUCACCCUCACAUCUGAUUCCAGCUCUAGUGAAGGAGAUGAGCAGCUUGUCAGGCCAGUGCAGUACUCACUAGCUCUGAGUUGUCAGGACACAAAAGACGAACAAGAGGGAGCUGGUUUCCAGAGUUUGGCUUUAUUUGCAGUACAGAAAUCAUUUGGAGACAUCACUGGAGCAGAGGUUCUGUCAAAUCAAUACUGUGCUGCAGCUUGGUCCGUUGAAGAAGCCACAUCUGGGAUACAGAAGAAGCUCCUACGUUUACCUGCUUUAUGAUGGGUUUCUUUCCCCUCUGCGCUCAUCAGUUUUAAUAGGUUAAAACACCGCACACAGGCUUCCUCCAAAAGACUAUCCAAGUCUGGAGUUUGGUUAGAACUGGAGGCCCAUGUAAACCAAGCUUGUGGCUGGGCUGGGUGGGCACUGUCCUGACACAUGACGUGAACGGAAAGGGGUGGGGAGGAGUAAAGGACGCUGUCCCAGGUUACAGACAUUCAGUUCUGAACCUCCUCACCGUCAAGAGGACAAGAUGGCACGCAAGCUGCACUGACCCAGCUCUUGAACAGCGGAAGCUCAUAACUGCAAAGGCUACACUGAUUAAAAGAUACAAAUUACUGUAUCAAGUUCUCUGUAUCAGUAUCACAAGGUUUUAAAACUGAUCCUUCAC